Zophobas morio is the source of this 1388-nucleotide messenger RNA. RefSeq names its product STE20-related kinase adapter protein alpha-like (gene Stlk). The record is from RefSeq and is a predicted model, not a curated record. Lineage: Eukaryota; Metazoa; Arthropoda; Insecta; Coleoptera; Tenebrionidae. The coding region runs from base 236 to 1291 and encodes 351 amino acids. Gene Ontology annotation, biological process: protein export from nucleus; activation of protein kinase activity; protein phosphorylation. The transcript is spliced from 6 exons. Gene Ontology annotation, cellular component: serine/threonine protein kinase complex. Gene Ontology annotation, molecular function: protein serine/threonine kinase activator activity; protein kinase activity; ATP binding.
UUGUUUAUAUUUGGGUUUGCGGUGUGGUCCCAUUUCUCACUUAUCUUAAGCACUUAUCAAAGUGGUAGCACUAGCACUACAAAACAAAUGAAGUGUCAGAAGUGUCAGUGCGUCAGUCGUCUGUCACUUUUUAAUUCAACUAAGGUUAUGUUAUUUUUUGAAGUGUAAAUAAGACAUGUCAUUUAUAAAAAUAUAAAAUAUAUACGUGUAAUAAUAUCAAGAACAAAAAGACAACAUGAUCAAUUAUGAAGCAAACAUAUCCUCCUAUGAGACAAUAUCAACGUUGGGUCAGUGCUUUGAAGGCAUGGCUGUGGUUCAUUUGUCCAAACACAUAAAGUCGGGGACUUUAGUUGCAGUUAAACGAUUUAAUAUGGACAGAAUCAAACAGGAGGCUCAUUUAGUUGAAAGAGAAAUCAUUCUAACAAGACAACUUCAACAUCCAAACAUUAUAACAUAUUAUGUAGCAUUUGUUCACUUACAAGAAGUGUGUGUAGUCAGUCCUUUGAUGGCUUUUGGAUCUUGUCGAGAUCUUCUAAACACACACUUUAAUGAUGGAUUUCCUGAAGCGGCAAUAGUUUUAAUUUUGAGAGAUGUGCUUGAUGCUUUAGAGUACAUACAUAAAAAAGGAUUUAUACAUAGGUCAGUUAGGGCUGGCCACAUAUUAAUUUCAGCAACAGGAAAGGCAUAUUUGUCAGGAUUGCGUUACGCCUGUCCAAUUGUUUUUAAUGGAAGAUGGCAAAAACAGAUUCAUUCAUUUCCAGCAAGUACAGCACGAAAUUUGAACUGGUUGAGUCCAGAACUUCUUGAACAAAACUUGCAAGGAUAUAAUCAAAAGUCUGAUAUUUACAGUGUAGGAAUGGUAAUUUGUGAACUUGCCAAUGGAGCAGAACCAUUUGCAGGAGUUGCAACAACUUUAAUGUUAACAGAAAAAGUACGUGGGUGUGUUCCAGAGCUAUUAGAUUGUACUACGAUACCUACUGAUGAAAAUAGUGAUUGUCAUGGUGAUUGUGAUAUAAGUAAUACUGUGGUUAGCAGACGUUUCUCAGACGAUCUACACGAACUUGCUACACUUUGUUUGCAAAAAGAAGCGAUCAUCCGUCCAACUGCUAGUCAACUCCUAACUCAUCCAAUUUUUAAAUUAACAAAAAAGCCUUUAUUUUUGCCUGAUCUCCUUAAACCGGCCAUGCCACUGAGCAGCCGAGUCGCGGCUCAUAUAGACGAAGUGACGAAUUUAGAUGUGGCCCAACAAUUCGCCGACAUGGAACUCUACUCUUGUGAAUGGGACUUCUAGAAAACUUGUAGGUGGAAAUUGUGUAAAUUUAUUUCAGUAUUAUAAAACUGUUACAGUUUAAGUAGAAACACUUGCAAUAAAACAUCUUACAAUUAAA